Messenger RNA from Verticillium nonalfalfae, 1647 nucleotides. RefSeq lists its product as uncharacterized. Gene Ontology annotation, cellular component: membrane. The transcript has 3 exons. Gene Ontology annotation, biological process: carbohydrate transport; transmembrane transport. Bases 1 to 1647 code for a protein of 548 amino acids. Lineage: Eukaryota; Fungi; Ascomycota; Sordariomycetes; Glomerellales; Plectosphaerellaceae. The record is from RefSeq and is a predicted model, not a curated record. Gene Ontology annotation, molecular function: carbohydrate:proton symporter activity.
AUGAUGUCUGCUCAGACCGACAAAAUUGAAGCAGGCUCUCGUUCUGGUGGUGCCGAGCACCAUGACAAUGAUAUCGAUUUCAAGCAUGAGACCGUCGUGCUCAAGUCAGACCACGAUGAACUAGGCCUCUGGGCUACUGCCGUACUCAUCUGCAACUUGAUUGCGAUCGCAGCCGCAGCCGAUGGCUACCAGUACAAGUUGAACGGAAAUAUUAUUGCCAACAAGGGCUUCGUUAACCACAUCGGCUUUCUCAAUGCUGCCGGUACAAAGCACGUACUCAACGCCCAGCACACGGCGCUCUGGGGCGCCAUGCAGUCCCUCGGCCAGCUUGUGGGCAUGCUCUUCCUCAACCCCGUGUCGGAUCGCAUCGGACGCAAGAUGACCAUGUACGUCCUCUGGGUCGUGCUCGCAGGUUCCCUCACGCUCGAGACGCUGGUCCGCGACUGGCGAGACUGGUCAGGCGCCAAAAUCCUCGCGGGCGUCGGCGUAGGCGCCCUGCAGUCGACGCUGCCCAUCUACAUUGCCGAGUGGUCGCCGUCGAACAUUCGCGGGGCCAUGGUCCUCACGUACAGCUUUUGGAACACGAUCGGCAAGUUCCUGGCGCCGCUGACGCUCCUCAUCUGCGAGAACGCCAACCCACAGGAGUACAAGAUUCCCAUCGUCACGCAGUGGGGGUUCCUCGGCAUCAUGCUGCCCAUCUUCCUCUGGCUGCCCGAGACGGCCCAGUACUAUGCCGAGCGCGAUCUCGACGAGAAGGGUCGCGCAUCUCUCGACCGCGUGAACGGUCAAGUGCCCGCCUACGAUGUCGACGCCGAGUACGCCAUCAUCAAGAACUCGAUCCUCGAGCAGCGGCGACGACGCCACGAGCUGGAGGAAGACGACGGCAGCAGCCGAAAGGGGUGGAAGGAACUGGCUGACUCGUACGUCGAGUGCUUCCGCGGCUCGAACGCGCGACGCACGCUGGGCUCGGCGCUGCCAGCGUGUGCGCAGCAGCUGACGGGCCUGUCGUUCCUGAGCACGUACGCGUCGCUCUUCUUCCGCCAGGCCGGCUUCGCCGACCCGUUCCUCAUCACGACGGUGCUGACCGUCAUCGCGCUCGUGACGUCCGUGGCUCUGAUGCUGUGGACGGACCGGUUCGGGCGCCGCCUCGUCGUGUUCGCGGCGGCCUGCGUCUCGACGCUGACCAUGCUCGUCGUCGCCGCCAUCGGCCUCGCGCCGACGUCGCCGCCGCUGCGCAGCUUCUGCAUCUUCGUCGCGUGCGUGUGGUCCUUUUUCAACAACGCCCUCGGCUCGCUCGGCUGGGCGUUUGUCGGCGAGAUUGCGUCGCAGAAGUUGCGUGCGCGCACGGCCGGGCUGGCGGCCGGCUUGUCGGUCGUUUUCGGCUUGACCUUCAACACGGCGCUGCCGGUCAUGCUGGACACGGAGGGGGCGAACAUGGGGUACAAGACGGGGUGGCUGUUCUUCGGCGUCGGUGCCGUGACCUGCGUCGUCGUGUGGUUCUUUGUGCCGGAGCCGUCGCGGCGGAAUAAUGCUGAGAUGGACGAGAUGUACGAGAAGGGCGUGCCGGCUUGGAAGAUGAAGGAUUACGUGACUGAUGUGCAAUUGGCCCAAAGGCAGGCGAGGGGACGUCACGAGGAGGUCGCCUGA